GUGAGGCGGGAGGGAGGGAGGGAUCCUGUCUGAGGAGAAGGACGAAGUGGGAGCAGCCCAGGAGGCUGGGCAGGGGCGCGCAGGGCACCAGAGUGCUGGCAUCGUGUGGUGCCCACAGUCCCCACCCCCAGCUCUGGUGAGACAUGUCGGCUUCCCUCUGGGGGUGAGCGAGACGCCAUCCCAGGCCCUGGGUCAGGGCUAUAAAUAAACCACCAGCAGCCCGAGGCCCCAGGCCCUGCCCCCGCACCAGCUCUGAUCUCAGGCUCCCCUGCCUUCCUGUGGGGGGUACCCCCCCUAGAGCAGUGGGAUAGGACUGGGUGGGGAACAGACACAGCCCAGGGCGCCCAGUGCGCUCUGCAGACAGGAUGUCGACCCCAGGCUCUGCCAGACCUGGCCUGGAAUUUGGCCCAGCCCCUCCUUCAUAAAGCGUGGGACACGGGCUCUGGCAGGGCCCCAAGGGGCAGGCGGGACAACCCCUCUUUCCAGAAUGGAGUUCUGAGAUUCUGGCAUGGGAGAGGGGAACAGGGGCUCAGCUCAGGAUGUGGGCUGGUGGGGCCCGUCCUGUGGGCCUCUGUGGCCCAGGUCUGCCCUGGCUCGCCACUCACCACCCCCACCCUGCCUCCCAGGCCAGCCCCCCAGGAGCCGGCUUUCAGGCAUGAUGCACAGGGGACCCAGCUCCAGGCCCACCUCAGGCCCCAAAGCCCUUUCCGCAGUAUCUCCCUUCCCUCCUGACUCCUCACAAGACCCUGAGAAGGGUCAGGAUGGGCAAGGGUCUCCCCAUUUCACAGAAUAGCUGUGGGGCACGGCCAGGGUCAGGAAGGAGGUCACGGUCCUGGGGCUCUAUCCAGCACUCCCUGCACCCCCAGGCUGCCAGGCUUGAGCUGCAAACUUUGACUCGUGGCUUCUCUUUUGGGAGGAAAGGAUACUCCCCCAGCCACUGCCCAGCUCCACUCAGGAUGCACGGGCCACAGGGCUGCCCUUCCUGGACAUGGGAGUAUGUUCCAGAACGUUCUGCCACCCCAUGAACUUUUGAGAGGGCCAAGGAGCCUCUGAAAUAGCUGUUUUGCCACAAGCCCCAGAACCCAACUCCCCCUGGGGACGGCAACCCGAGAGCCCAGCAGGUCACAAGGCACUGCCUCGAGGGCCACAGGACAGCCUGGUCCCCACCUGCUGACCCCUCAGCGUGUGACCAGACCCCCACCCUCCUGGCUGGACUCCCGGCCUGCCUCGGACUCUCCGUGAACUGAGGACAGUGACACACACACGUCCAUGGGGCCUGUGGGCAGAUGCCUGGAAAGGCGGCAGUGGUCCUCCCUGCUCAGAGCAUCUGGGCAUUGCUCAGUGCAGAGCCAACUCGCUGCAGGUGGUGAACGGCCAGCCGGGAGGCCCAAGGCCUGCUGGUCUGGGGUCUGGGAGAGCAAGGCCCAGGCUGUGGGCCCGGAGUCAGGGUGGAAGGAGGUGGGGCUUCAGGUAACCAAGAAGGCUUCCCAGAGGAGGUGGCUAUGAGAUGGGCCUGGAAGGACAGAGGAAAGUUCCCUGGCGGCGUUGAAGGGUUAGAGGGCGGCCACCACCUCUUCUGAGCAGAGUGAAGGACCUCAAGCUCAUCACUUGCUGUCUGGGGGCUCAGCCUCUUCUGUGAGAUGGAAGUGGUACCCAAGGUGGCCAGCCGGCAAGAGGUGGGGUCUCGGGCGCAUCUUCCCACAGGGCCCUGGACACAGGAGUCUCUGCAAGGCCAGGCACCCCAAGGGCCUCUGCACCCUGGGGACCCUGCUCGGGAGGCAGGAGUUGGUGCCUUGCGGGGACUGUGUCUGUUAGAGUUAGGGGUAGAGGUAGGAUUAGGGGUAGGCAGAGUGCCCCCACCCUGCCUGUGUGCACCCACCGAGCUGGCUCCUGUCCACCGCAGUGCCAGGAUGGACGAGGACUUCUCCUCUCAGAUGAAGAAGAUGGCCUUGGCUAUGGGCACAUCCCUGUCGGACAAGGACAUAGAGAUGCUGCCCACAGACAUGAGGCAUCACGGCUCCUUCAACUACCUCAAGUUCCUGGAGUACAUGCAGAAGUUCCAGGCCUCAGGGCAGCUGGACAGCGCCAUCCGCCAGGCCUUCCAGACCCUGGACAAGGACAAGAGUGGUUUCAUCGAGUGGAAUGAGAUCAAGUACAUCCUAUCCACCAUUCCCAGCAGCGGGCCCACCGCCCCGCUGACAGACGAGGAGGCAGAGGCCAUGAUCCAGGCGGCCGACACGGAUGGGGACGGGAGGAUUGACUUCGAAGGUGGGUCAGCACAGACAGCGGGGCCAGAGGUCCCUCUCGGGUCUUCCCGGCCCCCCCCUCCGGGACCCCACAGCACCGUUAAGUGCCCAUGUGGGCACAGCACUGAGUAGGCUCCCUGACCCCAGGCAUGCAGUUCAUAGCCGUCUUUGCUGGGUAACCGUCCCCCUCCCCCAGAGAUGGGAAAGCAAGUGUUGGGGAUGCUGAGCGGGCAGCUGGCAGGGAGCCGCUGCGGGUUUCUGAGUGGGGGAGAGGUGGGUGGAGAUGGCCGUGGGGAGGCUCGGCUGGAUGGGAGCAGAGGUCCGAGGCUCCCUGGACAGAGAGAGUGGUCUGAGGUGGGGAGGGAGGUUUGAAGAAAGGAACCAGGCCUGAGGCCCUCCAUGGCUACCCUGGGGUCUAGAAAUCUGUCUCCUAUUCUAGAAUUUUCUGAAAUGAUCAAAAAGGAGAAAGUGCCAAAGAAGAAGUAGUGUACACCCAGCCCCGGGCCGGGGGAGAGUACCCCACGUGGCAUCGUGGACAUCUGCGUGGCCGACCAAGGAGGCCAUGGGGGUGGACACAGCACAUGCCAGGAAAAUGGAAGAACGGCAUCAUUAAAUGAACAAUGUAGCCCGAGUGUUUCUUGGGGGCAGUGUGUGAGUGGGGGUGGGGGUGGGGCCGGUGUGUGGGGGUGCACAGGGGGAAAUGGGAGGCUAGGCAGGUGGAUGCAUCCAGCCCCUGCCCCUUCUGCCUCCCCCUUGUCCCCAUGUCAUGGGGGGCACCUGUAGAGGGGGUCCCCCUCGCCGGCUCUCGCCCCUCCCAGCACAGUGCUCUCUGUGCCUAGACCCCCGCAGGACCCCCUUCCCCAGCCGGGCUCUGCUAGGCUGCCCUGGGCUCACACAGCAGCCACGUGAACACAGAGCGGGGAUACCUGCGACCCUGGGGUACAGCCAAGGGGGCCCUGGCAUGUGCCCUGGGCCGUGCCCUCUGGGUCCGUCCUCUGCCUGCCUGCUUGCCUUCUUCCUCCUCUUGAUGCCCCACUUCUCCCUCCCUGAGCUGGUGCCUCUGCUCCCCCCCGCGCUUGCCCUCCUGGUGGGCUCCCGUCCCGUGGUUUAAGUACCAUGUGUGGGCCAGGGCCCCCAUCCCACCUCUCUCCUGUGCUCCCGACUCCUGUGCCUGUCUGGGCUUCCUGACACCCCGUUUCAUGUGAAAAAGCAUCUCAAACUUAGAGCGCGAGGCUGAGCUCCGAUUCUCCCUCCGUGAAGUCCGGCCACCCGCCCCUUCCUAUCUGUUAGUGCCGCGUCACUCCUGGGGCUGAUCUGGCUGGGAGCCUUGCGGACACAUGCACUCUUGGCCGCACUCCCCCUCCAUCCUGGGGACUGGUCCCGGGCAGAGCCCUGGGCUCCCUUCAGAGCCCCCCAUGUCCACAAGUGGGGGGCGAGUGUCACUCGUGGUGGGAGUGGGUUUCCUCUUCCAGCUGCUCCGGGGGACUCUAUAGCCUCUAGGAAAGAGGGGCCAAGGGGGCUGGACCACACAGAAGUGAAGGCGCUGCCCCUCACGAGCACCCUCGCGGGGCCAUGGCAGGAGUGAGGCCCAUCUCACAUAUCACCCUCCCCUCCUCUCCUCGCCCGCCUUUGUGGGAAUCUCAGUGGCCCUGCCCUCAGAAAUCACCCAGGGCCCCCCUCCCUGCCACCAUCCUGGCCACCACCCCCUCUUGCCUGGGUGACCACCAUAGCUCCUGGAUUGGCCUCCCGGCCUCUACCCUCUGACAGUUGGUUCUCAACACAGCAGUGGAGAGGUCCUUUAAAAAUAGAAGUCAGGGGCGCCUGGGUGGCUCAGUCGUUAAGCGUCUGCCUUCGGCUCAGGUCAUGAUCCCAGAGUCCCGGGAUCGAGUCCCACAUCGGGCUCCCUGCUCCACGGGAAGCCUGCUUCUCUCUCUCCCACUCCCCCUGCUUGUGUUCCUGCUCUCGCUAUCUCUCUCUCUGUCAAAUAAAUAAAAAAAAAAUUAAAAAAAAAUACUCUAUGAUCUGGCUUUAAAAAAAAAAAAAAUAGAAGUCAGAUCUGGGCGCCCCGAUGGCUCAGUCAGUGGAGCAUGUGACUCUAGAUCUCGAGGUUGUGAGUUCGAGCCCCAUGGUGGGCAUAGAGCUUACUAAAAAAAAAAAAAAAAAAAAAAAGUCCAAUCCGUCACUCCACUCAGAACCCUCUAGAGGCUCCCCUGUCAAGCCAAGUCCUUGGAGCACCCACAUGUCUUGUUCCCCACCAGGCCCCGACUUCAGCCACAUUGCUCCCUCUCUGCUCCUUUUGCACGGCCGUUCCUGCCUGGCAUGCUCUUCCUUAGAUUUAUAUCUGCGUGACUAACUCCCUUGUCUCCCUCAAAUUUCCUCAAAUGCCACAUCCCAAAGAAAUCAAUCCUAACCCACCGUAUUGCAUAUCACACUUGCCCUGGCCACGCAUUUUGCAUCUCCUUGCCCUGGUAUCUUUCCUCAUGGUACUCACCGUCCCCUAAUAUACUAUAAUAUUCAUUUAUUUAUAAUGUUUAUUAUGAGCUAAAAGAGCGUCAAGGACAUGGGGUCUGAGAUCCCAGGGAAGAAAGGCUUUGAGAGAUGAGCCUGAGGUUGUCACAGGUUUCCCAUCAGGUGUUGGUAACUGUGGCCAAGAGGCUGAGAGCUGAGGAGGGCACCCAGCGGCCUCCUGGGUGUUUGGCAUCUGCCAGGGAGGAGGAGGAGGGGCUUGGCUUGGGGCUCUAAGGGGUUAGAAGUGAGGAGUGAGGACAGGAGAACCAAGCCAGUCCUCACAGAGACUGGAGUCUGGCCUCAGCUAGCCCAAUUCCUCCCCUCACUGCCCCUCAGAGCAGAAGAAAUCCCUCUGGACCAGGGGCCAAAUAUAGCUCAGUGCAGGCCAGAUUCGGCCAUGCCCAUUUAUUUGCGUUUUAUCUGUGGCUGUUUUCAAGUUAUGCUUAACUGGAAUGCCACGGAAAGCCUGAAAGUAAAAAUAAUUGCAGAGAUAUACCACACAAACACUAUGGUGAGAAAGCUGGUACAGCUACUACUAUCCGAUGAAAGAGACCAUAAGGCAAGAGGUCCUGCUAGACAAAGAAGGCCAUUUCAUAAAGACGAAGGGUCAGUUCACUAGGAAAACACACAGUUCCAAAU
Molecule: messenger RNA, 5393 nt
Organism: Mirounga angustirostris (Northern elephant seal)
Lineage: Eukaryota; Metazoa; Chordata; Mammalia; Carnivora; Phocidae
Gene: PVALEF
Product: parvalbumin like EF-hand containing
Exons: 3
Coding region: 1641-2378 (245 amino acids)
Cellular component (GO): cytoplasm
Molecular function (GO): calcium ion binding
Source: RefSeq, a predicted model, not a curated record